AGCUUGAGAUAUAGGACGACAAGCGGCGGACUGUGAAUCCUAACCGAUAUACGUAGGUGGGAUCCCCUGUGCCCUUGCACACGUGGCCAGUGAUAACCUCUCCCACUUCCUGAUCGACGCGGUGAUCAGAUCGUUGCUCUCCACAUGCCCAUUUAGCCUUAUAGCACUGCAUCCUCCUUCCUCCACCAUUCCUUCGGGAGAUCUUGGCAUUCUCAUGAGCCGGACGACCUCGCACUGCUCACGAUGACUAUCCUUGAGCCAGAGUCCGCAAUCUGGUACACGCUUUGCUGGCUCGUUGUGAUCGCGAGGAUAUGGUCCAGAAUCAUUCAUUAUGGCAGUUGGAAGAAACUCAGGGUUGACGACUACCUCGUCUUACUCGCUAUGGUUACGGACACACUAUUGAUGGCCUUUAUGCAUAUUGUUCUGGUCACAAGUAGCAACUUGAUUGCUCCCGGCGACGACAUCUCAAACUUCACCCCCGGGGAGAUCCGGUCGCGCAUUUAUGGAUCCAAACUUGUUCUAGUUGUCGAACAGAUGCAGAUUCUCACAGUCUGGCUCAUCAAAGCUUGUCUGCUCAUCAUGUACAACCGCAUGACAAUGCUUCUUCCGCAGCACAUCAUUGUCAAGAUCGUCGCAGGAUACGUUGCGGCUGGCUUUGUGUUAAUGGAAAUACUAUACUUUGGUGUAUGGUGUCGGCCAUUCCACGAAUAUUGGGCUUUGCCAACGAAUAGUACUCAAUGUUCUGCUGCUACCAAUCACCUGAUAACUAACGCUGUGCUCAACAUUUCGUCUGACCUCAUGAUCAUUGCGAUUCCCAUGCCAUUGUUGUUCAAAGUUAAGAUCCCAAUGCAAAAGAAAGCAAUACUAGGCGGCGUGUUCCUCAUUGGAACAUUUACAAUCGUUGCUGCAGCUUUGAACAAGUACUACAGCUUCACACACCCAUUCGCGCCUGACUGGACUAUAUGGUACCUACGCGAAUCCUACACCGCCAUCCUAUGCGCCAACCUACCCCUCACCUGGCAGCUUCUUCAACGCAUCUUCAACCUCCGCAACUGGUCCUCGAAUUCUUACCCUUCGAAUGCAUACGGCCCUAGCACCACUAUUCCUCGCUCACAUGGCAGAUUCUCCCAACUCAGGGGCAACAGCGGCCACACAAACAGUAGGGUGGCCACAACCAAAUCAGCGAUGGGGCGAUCGAGGAGCGAUAGCCAGGAGCGCAUAAAUGCGAAGCCGCUCGAAAUCAUCUGCAAUGUGGAUUUCGAUGUAAGGUCGACGCAAGUCAAGGGCCCUUCGCAACUAUCCGUGAUGGAGAUGGGAGAUCUUAGCAAUAGUAGCAACGAGACCGUGGGAAAGGCGAGGGAGAGUGAGGGUUCUUCUACCAAGGCUGGGGAGGUGACGACCAGUUGCCAUCGUGUUUGAGCAUUUUACUUUGUUUAGGCGCUAUGAGGGUGGGGGUGGUGGUUAACUGGAUACGUGCUUACUUGGUUUUGUACAGUGAGCCACGAAAGAUACCUUUUAAUUUUAU
This is a messenger RNA of Mytilinidion resinicola, 1525 nucleotides long. RefSeq lists its product as uncharacterized. Bases 244 to 1419 code for a protein of 391 amino acids. The transcript has 5 exons. NCBI's taxonomy places the organism in Eukaryota, Fungi, Ascomycota, Dothideomycetes, Mytilinidiales, Mytilinidiaceae. The record is from RefSeq and is a predicted model, not a curated record.